AUGUUCUCUCAAGCUAUUACCGUCGCCGUCUUCUUGGUAUCGCUUGCCAGUGCUCAUUUCAGCAUCGAGUAUCCUGAGUCGCGGGGUGACUCCUUCGCAACUGGAGCCUCUCAAUAUAUCUACCCAUGUGCCAACGUCAACCAAACCGCAAAAACCAAUAGAACGACCUGGCCACUGACUGGCGGCUCUCUCAAUCUCGAUCUCCACCAUCCCUGGAGUUACAUCUUCGUCAAUCUGGGCCUGGGAACCGACUACCCGACCUUCAACAUCUCCCUCAUCAAUCCCUUCCUCAACGAGACGGGAAACGGCACUCUUUGCCUGCCAGAAGUUACCCUGCCAGCCGGGAUCAGCCCAGCGGAUGGCACAAACGCCAGUAUCCAAGUGGUGGCCGUUGGUGAAACGGGCAGUGCUCUGUAUAACUGCGCAGACAUUGUGUUCAAGAACGAUACUGAGACUCUUAGCGCCGAUAAAUGCUCAAACUCCACGGGCGUUUCGGUCUCGGUUGUAGCACAAGAAGUUAAUGGCUCAACACCCUCCACUUCUACUUCCUCGGCAGCUGCCUCAAGCUCGACGAGGGCUUCUGCUGCCUCUGCUGUAGGUUCGAGCCCGGUGAUCGUAGCUGGUGUGGUUGCUGGCUUGGGAGCGCUCCUGAUGAGUUGGUUCUUGUGA
Lachnellula hyalina is the source of this 669-nucleotide messenger RNA. RefSeq lists its product as uncharacterized. The record is from RefSeq and is a predicted model, not a curated record. Bases 1 to 669 code for a protein of 222 amino acids. NCBI's taxonomy places the organism in Eukaryota, Fungi, Ascomycota, Leotiomycetes, Helotiales, Lachnaceae. The transcript has 3 exons.